Messenger RNA from Odontomachus brunneus, 5220 nucleotides. Its product is annotated as SKI/DACH domain-containing protein 1. The record is from RefSeq and is a predicted model, not a curated record. The transcript has 3 exons. Lineage: Eukaryota; Metazoa; Arthropoda; Insecta; Hymenoptera; Formicidae. Bases 1445 to 2125 code for a protein of 226 amino acids.
AGCCGCAAACAGUAAGCAGUCGUGAUAUUACAUUAAACGUCGAAGCGAGAUAUUUACGCAAAUAUCUAACAUAGUAUAUUUCAUUUCCUAGAAAAUAUAAAUAGUCAAUGACUAAGUGGUUUUAUUUGCAUUCCUAUUAAACAAAUAGGAUCAGUUACAUUUCAUCAAAACGAUUAAUAAAAAAUUUAGGAACAUGUGACAGUGAAGUUGGGGAAAAUCUUAUAGAAAUUACGAGUUCUAAGUCUAAAUGAUGUGUCCCGUAAAGUAUAUUACUCUCGAAGAAAAACUAAAGAAAAAUCCAGAACUAAAGUUGUCAGACAUACAGAUUCUAAAUAAGAGAAUGAUGCGAAAAAUAACCGCAUUUGCCGAAAAUCCAAGACUUAGAGCUCGCUAUAUUUCUAUAUCUCAGUUGCUGUCAUAUAUAGACGAAAAACACAAUCGAGAAUUACUAUACUUAUAAAAUUUACAUACUGGAAAUAUUCUCUAACAGAGACAUACUGAAAGUGAAACGACUGCAAAAUGCUUUUGAAGUCAUUCGGAGAAAUUGCGGAAGAAAACGCUGGCACAGUGAAUCUAUAAAUCGAAGUCACGUUGCAUAUGCGUGCUCUAUAAAUCACGCUUUGCAGGGAUUGCAAGAUGCGGGGAUUCUUCAAGUCGCAGCUCUCAGCAUCUCGUUUCCGUGAACCGGGUUCGUGAUAAUCACCUGCGUUCAAUUCGCGAGGGGGUUGAUGUGGCUGCGCCACAUCAUCAACCCCGUCGCAGCAUCCACGGCGGUGCACCGUACUCUCACGUGGACAGCGGAGCAUGCGCGCGUUCCACGCUUACCUGCAAAUGUAUAAAAGACUGCUUGACGAGCGCAUCGGGCUCAGUUUGACCCCGUAGCCCGAAGGAGGUCGUCCUGCCGAGCAGGAAGAGCAUCCCGACAGCUAGACGACUUGAUCUUGAGCGAGCAGUCGCGGUCGAUCAGUCAAUUGGCCGGUCGCGCGAGAAAGCAGUGAACAAUUGACGGGAACAGUGCGAGAAUUCCUCGUGACGCAUAACGAGUGCUCUCUCGUCUACUUCCCAGCCUAGAUCCCAGCGCGGCUCCACGCGGAAGAUACGCGCGGAGAACAACGCGAUCCACCACGGCUGGAAUAGUCGUACACACGGUGGUGCAAACGGCGUCCGGUUGGCAAUUAAGAUAUACGGUUGUGGAAGUGUGAACGCACGGUAGAGGGGACAUUUCGACGCCAACUUUGCGAAGUAACAUCCGCGAGAUCGUCGGCGUAUAUAAUCGCACAAUAUAUGCACGGAGGCAAGCGAUCUAGAGCGGCCAGUAACGCGCGACGAGUGUUAUCGUCUCGCAUCAUCGCAUCCGGAUCACCUUUCCGUGCGCGUACAUAAGCAUACGGAGUGCUGACCCUCCGUCCGCUUUUGAAAGCGCGCGAGAUCCUGAGCCAGGGUCAUGGAGGACUCCACGCGGCUGACCGAGCUGAGCGACAGCCGCCAACACCAUCACCGGCGUCACUACCAUUACCAUCAUAGUCACCACCAUCGUGGUAGAACGUCCGUGAGCGAAUUAGGCGACGACGAGUGCAGCACCGACAGCGGCUGCAGUAGUGGCGGCAGUACCAGCAGCGGUGAACGCCUGUCUCGUCGGGACAGCGACGAGUGGCCCGGCAGGUCGGCCAGGUCGCUAAGAAAUCACUGCUACCUGGAACGGCUGCGGGCGACCGGACGGUCGACGCGGUCACAGGACCGCGGCGACGGCGUGCAGCGUUCGUCGGAGCGCGCCUGGAGCCCGGAAGGCGUGAGAAGUUUACCCCGAGGGGGCAUCUCGCCCUCGUCUUACUCCUCCAGCCCGUCGGACGCGCACAGCGGCAGCGACAGCGACUUCGCCAAGAGACUCUUCACCACGGAGACUCUAAGACGGGCGUUUCAAAACCUGAAGAUCACCUCGUCCAAGUGGGACAGCGCGAAGGAGAAGAAGCAGGCGAAGAAGAGCCCGAAGAAAAUCCUGCGCAGCCCGGUAUCCUACAUGUACGUGCGGGGUCUGUCCGGCCUGCCAACCCAGAGAGUCCCCAGAAACGGCUUCCAGCAGAUACAGCCUUGCUCCUGCCAAGACUUGAUCGGCCUCUAUCGGUAAAUCCUGGUGUCAAAAAGAGAGAGGGUGAUGGGGGGCUGAGAGGAAAAAGAGGGCUUGUCUGCGGGAGGACGGCGCGAGUCACCAGGUCAUCAAGUCAUCUGCCAAAAGAGAAGACCAAGGCAGAAGGAAGGAGAAAAACUCGUGUUAGGGAACACGACGAAGUGUCAAUCUCCUCGUCGUGAUCUCUCCUCGCUGGUUUCCGCGCGCGAAUCUCACCGCUGCUUCCAGACUCUUCGUAGGUCUUCUCACCGACCUCUUGGUUCAUCCACGCGAAUAUCCUUGACUUGCGAGGCGCAUUCUUGCAUUGCAAAGUAGCACAAGUUCUCGAUCCACUCCCGAGAAGUUCGACUAGGGCAAAACACUUGGCUAUUGACAUUCCCUUAGUCACUGACAUUUUAAAAAUAUCUGGUUUUUCUUGCGACGAGCGACAUUUGUUCGCUGUUAUACUUGUGAAGUUAAUUAAAAGAUCCUCUUUUGGGAUCGCUCUUUUAGAGCGCAGAACAGAAGUUUAACUGCGACGUUGGUCGCAAGAAAAAUUAGAUUUCCAUAGAGUGUCAAUAAUUGGGUGCUUUACCCUAGCACUAUUGCGAUGUGUUCUCCAACGAAGCGUAAAAAAUGGAGAAUGUCUAGCCAUAUGAGCAUGCAGACUGAUAGAUUUAAUGUACAUUCAUUCGUACGUACACACUGUCGUUGAUCAAUAAACUAUGUAGGAUUUUAUUCGGUCAAGCUAUUAUCUCUUCGUUCUGUCUCGCGCGAGAAUCUCCAGCGCCGACUACGAGAGAUUUUCUAAUGGACGUUAAGAGAAUACCACACAAAGUGGAUGACGAAUUCCAAAAAUGUCGAUAACGUAGAAGUGAUCGUCAGGCGUGAAGAAUCAUGCAAAUGAAGCAUAUCACUAUUCCAAGCUUCAGUCCUUCACACUUUCUCCCCUUUCUCACGAGAAUAUUCGGCGUUAUUAGCUUUUGAAGUAGAGUUUAGCCAUCGGAAUGUUAAGAAUGUUAAGAACUUGUGUCAAAAAGAAGAAAAAUUCAAGAGUUCGGAUUUCGAGUUUCCGAAGUGUCAUCGAAUGAGACACUGAGGAGACUUCUUUCGAACCACCGUACAUUUUGCGCGACGGUAUAUAUACUUGGUUUCCAAACUAUACUUAGUUAUUUUACUUAUUUAACUAUAUUUUGUUUGAACACUUUUCUUCAAUACAAUUUAGAGCAUAGCUCACUGGUCCGAAAAAAGGGCAAUAAGAGCUAGUUGCAGGUUUAAUUUGCAUAUACAUAUACUGUAUACUACAUACAGGUGCAAAUUAUUUAUAUAAUUAAUAUGCAAAAUUAUAUAAAUAAUUUGUACCUAUGUUUGUUGUAUGUUUGUUAUAUGUGUUUAUUAUGUUUGUUGUAUGUGUGUUACAAGAUAUAUAUGCAGUAUAUAUAGCUUAAAUAUAUAUGUAUAUAUAUAUAUAUAUAUAUAUAUGUGUGUGUGUGUGUAUAUAUGUAUAUAAAUACAUAUAUAUGUACAAUAUAUAUAUAUAUAUAUAUAUAUUUAAAAAAAAUAUAUAUAUAUACAUAUAUAUUUAUAUAUAUAUAUAUAUAUAUAUAUAUAUAUAUAUAUAUGUAUAUGUAUAUGUAUACAUAUAUAUACAAGGUGUCUAAAAAUUUAAGAUAUAUCCGUCGAGCAAAUUUCGCAAUAGUUGAACAAUAUGUGGGAAUGAGAACAUGACUAGACUUAAAUUAGUUAUUGAGGAAUCAAUUAAACAAUAUAAGCGCAGAGAGAGUUUAAUUUCUUCCGAAUUAACCGGGAACAAGUUCUCUCAUUGGGCCAUCGAGAAAAAAGUAUCUACACCGUUUUGAAACCAAGUGCCCAGGUACAUUCUUUAUACAUCUUUUCUGUUCCACAUGUGUACAUGUGUAGCCGAUCGGCUGAUUACACUAUUUGACUUUAUUUUGCCCUACAAGAGUGUGAACAGUCACAUUAAAAUAAUAUCAUAAAUAAACUUAAUCAAUUUUAUAUGCGUGCGUUUGUCUUUAUUUUGAAUAAUAACAUAAUCUGUAUUAUAAAGCAUGUGAAACUACUAGUAAGUACUACUAGUAAGUAUUUUUUAUUUACUUAGUUUUUAUCUUACUUAUUAAUUAUAUUAUAUAAGUACAAAAAGCUCUUACUUUCUGUACAAUAUAAUAUUAAGAAAUAAUUAAAUAACUUUUUCCAUUUAUGACAUAGGAAAAAAAUGGCCAACUUUGAAUAACUAUAUCUCCAAUUCAAAAAAUCGUACAGCAACGAAAUUAAACGCAUUUUAAAGUUUAAAGUUCAUAUUUUCUUAUGUCGUUAAUUUAAGAAAAAAUAUUUUUAUUACUACUUUAAUGUCAUGAAAUCCUUCAAUAUCGUCGUUUUUUGCCCACUUUACUCCAUUUUUCCUCAAAAUCGUAUAAUAACCAAAUUUAGUCCACGGACUUAUGUUUAGCGAUAAAAAAUAAGUAUAAAAGUAUAAGAAAAGAAAUAUUCACUCUCGUAGGGCAAAACAAGAGGUCAAGAUUUGUCGAACAAAUCGUUAUCAAUUACGUAAGUGCAGCGUAUUGAGCUGAUCGGGCUAAUUGGCUGACGUAAUUGCGCAACGUGUAAUUAUUAUUGUCAGCGAGAAGAAGCGCGCGUCACAGAUGUGUUUUCAAAAGGAAAUCCGCCCGACUGGCGGGAACUGAUUAAUCCUAAAUAAAAAGAAAGAACGGUACAAAACAUUAAAAAAGAACAGAAAAAUAUAAAAAAAAUGAAAAAUGGAAAAAAAAACAGUAGUUAAAAGGUUACACUUGCGUACAAGUCGCGAUCUACGUGAAAAAGGAAAGAGAGAGAGAAAACGAGAGAAUGAAAAAGCGAGAGCAAAGAGAGAGAGAGAGAGAGAGAGAGAGAGAGAGAGAGAGAGAGAGAGAGAGUCCGCCAAAUUCCCGAGUUGGGAAUCAACGUGUGAAAGAACGUCUGUGCGAUUCAUCUCUAGUGCCUUGUAGAUAUUCCCGACACGUGAUUGUACGAUUAGGUGUUAUCAAUGAACGAGGAAUGUUUUGUAUCGUUUUAUCUAUGUCGAACAUAAUUUACGUUACAAAUAAACGUUUUUCAUUCUA